This is a messenger RNA of Staurois parvus, 2953 nucleotides long. Lineage: Eukaryota; Metazoa; Chordata; Amphibia; Anura; Ranidae. The record is from the annotation of a GenBank genome assembly.
AUGGAUCAAGAAGACGGUCAUUAUGGGGGUUCCCACUCCAUGACCAGCCCCUCCAUCAUAGGAGCGGAGGAUGAAGACUUUGAGAAUGAUAUUGAGCCGAAUGUUGAUGACCAAAGCAGCUAUUUCCAGAGCAUUGAACUUGUAAAAGAGCACCCUGCUUAUAUUAUGGUGUUCCUGCAUCAUGUUGUACUACAGUAUGACCCAAGUCCAGUGCUCUGCUACCUGCAUGUGGAGAUCUUGAGAAACCUCACAGCCAAAGAGGGAAAAAAGCUUUUCUUGGAUUUUUACAACACGUUCCUCAUGAAAGGAGCAAUUUUGCGUGUCCCAAGCAGUGUCUCCUUUGAACUGGAUCGGACAAGGCCAGACCUCAUCCAAGAUGACACACUGAAGAAGUAUCUCCAGGAAAUUCAGGCCUACCAGUUUCCAGAGAUUUCCAGACAGCUGGAAGAUUUCAGGGCUAAACGGGUAUUGGGUAUGACUCCCGGGGAGACUGAACUUAAAGAACUGGAGUCUUAUCGGACCAAUGAUAAAUAUAUCCUACAAUCCAAAGAGAAACAGCUGGCAGAGCGCCUACUGGGCAAGCUGGAUGAUAUGCACCCAAGCAUCUCUUCGGACGAGGAGAAAAGUUCUGCUAUUGUUCAUGCCAUCGCCACCUACAUGAAGCACAUCGGGGUGAAGACCAAGGCGGCGGAUAGCAAAAAGCCUAAAAGUGGCUUUUUCCGGAAAAUGGUUUCUGCUAAGAAGCCAGAUGAACCUCCAAAGAGCAAGAAACCGUUCAGCAUCUGGAAUCGCAAUGAAACCCCCCACAAUGUUGAUCCCAGGCCGAAGCUUGAGCCCGAAGUUGACAAACCAGGGACCCAGGAGAGAAGGAUUAGUCAUGGGCAGAAGACCUUUGACAGGAGUGACAGCAGUCUUGCGAAGCCCAAAGCCACCAAUGAGGGUCCAGAGCCUGGUGUAUCUGUCACCAUACAUCCUCCACCUAGUGAUCCCAGUGACAGUGACACAGUGUCUGAUGGAACCUCCUCCUUGGAUGUCACAGAUAUCUCCAAAGGGUCUCCAACCACAGAGCUGUGCCCAACAGACCAACAAGAGGACAGUGCUGAGAAUGACAGUCCUGAGCCUGGAGGGAGUGCGGAGGGUCCGCCGUCCUUUCUGCUUCCCCAGUCUGAGGAGACUGAGCCGCGCGUUUUGGAGAGCGAGAAUGACCCCCCAAACUGGAGGGAUCUCGUCCCCCCUGAAACACUCCUCAGGCUGACGAAAAGCGAAAUCAAGCGGCAAGAGGUCAUCAAUGAACUGUUAUUCACGGAGCAUGCUCAUGUCCGGAUGCUGCGUGUCCUGCAUGACAUCUUCUACCUUCCCAUGCAGAAUACAUGGAUACCCAACAUGGAGCUGGAGAACAUCUUCCCCAGUCUGGAUGACCUCAUAGAGGCUCAUGCCUUGUUCCUGGAAAACUUGAAAAAGCUGCGUCUGGAGAACAAUUCCAUAAUCCAGGAGAUUGGGAACACGUUCCUACAGCGGUUUGAUGGUCCUGAGGGACAGUGGUUUCAGAAGAUAUCUUCAAGGUUCUGUAGCCGACAGCCAUUUGCCCUGGAACAGCUCAAACAGAAGCAGAAGAAAGACCCCAGAUUCACCCAGUUUAUUCAGGAGGCAGAGAGCCAUCCUCAAUGCCGCCGGUUACAGUUGAAGGAUAUUAUCCCGUUUGAGAUGCAGAGACUGACCAAAUACCCCCUACUACUGCAGAACAUCGCAAACCUCACCGAGGAAGAAGGAGAGAAGCAAAGAGUACAGAAGGCGGCUGAGUGUUGUCGGCAGAUCCUGAACCACGUCAAUACAGAAGUCCGAGAGAUGGAGAAUAAGAUGAAACUUACUGAAUUACCAAAGACGUCUUGAUAUGUCAAACUUGAAGCAGAGCAAUGACCCGCUGUUCAAUGAGUUCAAGUACAUAGAUAUCAGCAGGAAAAAUCUCAUCUAUGAGGGAGCACUUACUUGGAGAGUUAGCAAGGACAAGUCAGUAGAUGUUCACGUCUUGCUGUUGGAUGACAUCAUGAUGCUGCUUCAGAAGCAGGAUGAGCGAUUAGUCUUGAAGUGUCAAAGUCGGACACUCACCCCAACGCCUGAUGGGAAGCUGAUGCUGAGUCCAAUCAUUAAGCUGAAUACGGCAAUGGCUAGAGAGGUGGCUACCGAUAACAAGGCCUUCUUUGUCAUAUUCAAGUGGGAGGACAGACCGCAGAUCUAUGAACUGGUGGCCCCCACUACAUCUGAGAAAAACAUCUGUUUUCUCUGGUCAAGCAAAGUACUGGACAAGCAUUUUUUUUUUACAGCUGGUUUUCUCCAGGAGAAAGACCUUCCUAAUAAAUCCGCCGAUGAUCCCUCAGCCCCCUGAGAAUUUAGUGAGAAUGGCGCUUCCCUGAAAGAGUCUGUUACUAAAGAGGAAAAAGAGUCUUUGGAGGAAGCUGGCUUAGGACAGGAAAGUCUUGGGGACCCAACCCUAAUAGAACAUCUCACCCACAACUUGGGAGGAAAUGUAGCCAGUGCAGCUCUGGAAGAGGUGACCGUGCUGAAGAGGUUGCUGGUACGUAACAUUCGCCUUAGCCUAGAUGCGGAGUCAUUCCCAAACUUGGAGAGUUGGUCUGACUUCUCCCGCGAAGAAACCGGAGCAUCUCAAAAUGUUCAGGAUGAAAAGGCCGCCAAUGGAGACCAGGAAGGUGAUCACUCUGUUCCAGAGUCUGAGAGAGAAGGCCCGGGAGAGAACGGUCAAGACCUGGCCUCCAGGGAUAUUGGAGAGUCUCUAUGCGCUCCCAUAGUACUAUCUCAGGAGCAAUCAGAAGAGGUUAGAAGGCAUAUCCUACUACUGGAGGAGAAGGUCCACCAACUUAAAUUGAUAGAAGAGGAUUACCUACACCUGCAGAGGACAGUCACCAAAUUUUCAGUAUCACAAAGUAGUUUUACAUGA